Molecule: messenger RNA, 1185 nt
Organism: Clupea harengus (Atlantic herring)
Lineage: Eukaryota; Metazoa; Chordata; Actinopteri; Clupeiformes; Clupeidae
Gene: csrnp2
Product: cysteine-serine-rich nuclear protein 2
Exons: 3
Biological process (GO): regulation of transcription by RNA polymerase II
Cellular component (GO): nucleus
Molecular function (GO): DNA-binding transcription factor activity, RNA polymerase II-specific; sequence-specific DNA binding
Source: RefSeq, a predicted model, not a curated record
UGGCAUGUCUGUGAUGUCACAAUGAGUAUAUAUUUCCACUGUGUAGCAUACCAAACUCUAUUGUUACGUUGUAACAGACCGGGGCAGGGGAGAGGGCGAAAGAGGCUUCAACACUAAAAUUUUGGCCGAUCUUGCACAGUUUCAAAGGAUAAUUUUAUCGGGACUAAAAUUUAAAAGGCUGUGCUCAUUCUGGGACAUAAAACUUCGCCGGAGAUUUAACACGCCCUCGAAGAGGAAAAAGGACACGAAACCUCUCUGGCUUGUUUUACAAAUGCAAUCAUUAAACACCGGACUGAGAAGACAAGGCUUGCUAUGAAACAUAAGCCAUUGUUAACACAAAAUAGAUUUUGAAAAAUUAAAUGAAGUCCUCCGCCCGUAUCGCCUGCCCUGUGUUCUCGUUUUGUGCAAAUGUGAACGACGAUAAAUUGUCCUUGCACAAAUCCAAAAAUCAAGAUUAAUAGCCCGUUUCUUAUGUUCAUAUGUAUUUUUGUGUGGACUAUAGUGAUGCAUACAUUUCGUAACGGAUCAACGAGCACAUCAAUUUUGCAAUCAAUUUUCAACAGAUCAAGCUACGUUUCUUUAUCAUAGACAUCUAUACGGAGGUGGUAAACGGUGAAAUCAGAGAACCGUGUGGAGCUUGAAAAGAAAAAAAAAAUCAUACUGCCAGAACCAAAGGAAAUUUUUAUGUCGAUUGUUGCUGCUGAUACAACGGUGAACAGCGGAAUCGUCGGCAAAGGCUAUUCCUGCGUAAGACGCUGAGUUUCCAUGGAGACAGUGGGGACACUGGGCCUGAAGCGAAAAUUUGAGGAGGUGGACAGCGGCUCGCCCUUCUCCACGUCCAAGGACUCCGACGAUGACAUCUCCAACAGCGACAGCGCAGACAGCUGCGACAGCCUCAACGCCCCCUCCAGCUCCCUCACACCGACCUCCAUCCUCAGGCGUCCACGGGCAUCGCUGGGACGAAAGCGCGUACGCUUUGACUCGGUGACGGUGUACUUCUUCUCCAGGCGGCAAGGCUUCACCAGUGUGCCCAGCCAGGGGGGCAGCUCUCUGGGCAUGGCCCGCCACCACUGCGACAUCCGCCACUACACACUGGGGGAGUUUGCGCGGGAACAGGAAAGCAGCCACAGGUUUGCCUUGCGCCAGCACCUGCGCCAGGAAAAGCUCAAUGCCCGCAAAAUGAAG